Molecule: messenger RNA, 498 nt
Organism: Trichosporon asahii var. asahii CBS 2479
Lineage: Eukaryota; Fungi; Basidiomycota; Tremellomycetes; Trichosporonales; Trichosporonaceae
Exons: 3
Coding region: 1-498 (165 amino acids)
Source: RefSeq, a predicted model, not a curated record
AUGGUCCAAGACACACCCACCCCUUCGCCCAUCACCACGCUCGUCAAUGAGCUCACCCCAGUUUUCGCGACAAACCUCGAGAAUGCCGGUGUGUCCUCCUGCAAGGCUGAGGAGACCGCAAAGGCGGCGGGGGAGAAGGUCAAAGCCCGCUUGACAGCGUUGCUGAAGGAGGCCACAUCGGCCGAAAAGUCCCGCAUCCUCACUGUCUCGCCCACGGUCCGUACCCAGAUCGCCGGUGAUGCCAAACAGGCACUGUUUGACAGGAUGUACGUCCUCGCGCUCGCUACGUGGGUGCAGGCGGCGCUCCAGGUGCUCAAUGGCAACUGCGAAUGUGCCCCGCUUCCGGCGCUGUAUGCCCCCGACGGAGCGAGGCUGCGCGAGUCCCCGCCCAUGAAGGUUUGGAACAACAUGUGCGACAACAUCGAGUCGGCGUACGAGAGUGCGAAGGACACAGUUGGUGACUGGCUGAUUGCGGCGGGCGAGUGGUUGAAGGAGUAG